CUUUAAUACAAUCAACAAGCCUGGAAGGAAAACAGAUAUUUACGAAUCUCUCUAGGAUAAUAAUUUUUGUCAAGUUUAUAUAACUUUCAAGUGUAUUACAUAUUUUCUAUAUUACGAAAAUUAUCGACCUAGAGUGUGAUAAUAUGUAAUACCAGAGAGAAAAUGAGAGUGCUCACACUUAUGGUUCUAAUUGUUUUCGGGUUAGUGCUGCACCACGCGGCCAAGUGCUGAAGAAACAAAUAAUUUUAAUAAUGGAUAUAAUAAUUGAUACGGAAGGCCAAGCAGAUUUAGUGACAAAAGAUCGUUUAGUAGACAGCGAUGAGGACGACUUAGACUUUGAAAAUAACGGUACAGAAUCGGUCAAAUUUUUUGACAUAGAGGAAGAUUUAAUCCAAGAUGAGAUUCCAAUACAGAAAGUGAUUCGCAACCCAACUAAGGAUAUCGAUCUGGAGGAGUUUGAAAAAGAUAUGGGUUGGUCAAACAAAACAGUAUCCACAAAAAGAUGGGUUCAUAGAGCAACUCCUGCUCCAGAUGUAACCCAACUGACAAAAGAAUUGACGUCGAUAGAUCAGAUACUUAAAAAAAGUGUCAUAACACCUGGUUUUGAACAGCUACAUGCUGUACCUCCUUAUAUGCUAAGUGAUAAAUUAUUAAAAGCUAGAAGACGCAAAGAGCGUGCUAAAACUAAAGGCGAAAAUUGGUUUAAUAUGCCUGCUCCUGAAUUGACACCAGAAGCCAGACAUGAUCUUCAAGUUAUAAGAAUGAGAUCAGCGUUGGAUCCGAAACAUUUCUAUAAAAAGAAUGAUCUUAAAACAAUACCAAGGUACUUUCAAAUUGGUAAAGUUAUGGAUUCGCAUUUGGAUUACUACUCCGGUCGUGUUACUAAGAAAGAACGUAAGAAGACAAUUGUUGAUGAACUUAUGGCUGAUGCUGAAUUUUCUAAGUUCAAUAAACGUAAAUAUAAAGAAAUCAUUGAUGAGAAGAGAAAAUUGCAUUAUAAAGCUCAUAGACAUGCAAAGAAACUUAAAGGGAAGAAGAAAAAAUAAAUACUAAUUGAAAAUAUUUAUUUUAACCUAACGUUUGUAAAAUUUGCAAUUAUCAAAUGAGUUAUAAAAAUUACAAAAAUCUGUAUAUUUAAAGAA
Bombus huntii is the source of this 1142-nucleotide messenger RNA. Its product is annotated as deoxynucleotidyltransferase terminal-interacting protein 2. The transcript is spliced from 3 exons. NCBI's taxonomy places the organism in Eukaryota, Metazoa, Arthropoda, Insecta, Hymenoptera, Apidae. The record is from RefSeq and is a predicted model, not a curated record. Gene Ontology annotation, biological process: RNA processing. The coding region runs from base 252 to 1046 and encodes 264 amino acids. Gene Ontology annotation, molecular function: RNA binding. Gene Ontology annotation, cellular component: nucleolus.